Messenger RNA from Arvicanthis niloticus (Nile rat), 3247 nucleotides. RefSeq names its product eukaryotic translation initiation factor 4E (gene Eif4e). Gene Ontology annotation, cellular component: eukaryotic translation initiation factor 4F complex; cytoplasm. The record is from RefSeq and is a predicted model, not a curated record. Gene Ontology annotation, molecular function: translation initiation factor activity; RNA 7-methylguanosine cap binding. NCBI's taxonomy places the organism in Eukaryota, Metazoa, Chordata, Mammalia, Rodentia, Muridae. Gene Ontology annotation, biological process: translational initiation.
UCCAGGGCUGAGUCAGCGGAGCCCGGAGUGGCUUCCCUGGCUGGCACCUGGACGUAGGCUAUUUCCGUUCACGUCCAAGCAGAAUACUGGAACCGAUUGGACAGAACUUCCAAACUUUUACGUCCAGCAAGAUUCACCCCUGACGCCUUCAUCUCAGGACUGGGAACAGGAAAAGCCGACGCGUGCACUCCCCUUCCCCAAGCGUGUGAGUGGGUACCGUGGGCAAGCCCGCCCACCCGCUUGGGCAGCGAUGGCAGCAAGGGACCACCCGCGUUAGUGGACCGGGGACGGGGGAACGCAGACCGCAUCAACGACUCUCCAUCGCCGCCUCUUUCGGAAACCAAGAGAAAAUGGUGGGAGGCGAAAAGAAAACUAAAUAAAAACACAAGCAACUUGUCUUAGGACCUCAGCUAAGCAAAUGAAGCCUUCUUGCGUGUGCUGAGCCUGCAGUUCUCAACCUUCUAGGAAAGAUGGGAGGACUGGGCGACAGAGGGCACAGCAGGAAUGCCCCGCAGUGAGUGCAACCGGAGCGCUGCCCGCUGCACCGCAGAGGCCUAAAACCUACUCUGCAAGGAAGCGCCCGCGGCGCCGGGAGCCGCGCACCCUCGCCAGCGACCACGUGAUCACUUUUUUUUUUUUUUUGGAGAAAAAAAAAACUUCUUUGCCUUAAGGAAAAAAAAAAAAAAAAAAAAGAGAGAGAGAGAGAGCGAGAGAGAGAGAGAGAGAGAGAAAGAGAGAGAGACUCCACUUCCCAGAAGCCUCUGGUUCCCCAAGCAGCUGUAGUCUUGCGCAGGCGCCGCCAAGGCCAAACGGACACGUCCGUCACGUGGGCAGGACCUGGCCAAUCCGGUUUGAAUCUCAUUUUUUUCCUCUCGCCCCCCCUUCAGGAGCGGUUGUGCGAUCAGAUCGAUCUAAGAUGGCGACUGUGGAACCGGAAACCACCCCUACCACUAAUCCCCCACCUGCGGAAGAGGAAAAAACAGAGUCUAAUCAGGAGGUUGCUAACCCAGAGCACUAUAUUAAACACCCUCUACAGAACAGGUGGGCACUCUGGUUUUUUAAAAAUGAUAAAAGCAAAACAUGGCAAGCAAACCUUCGAUUGAUUUCUAAGUUUGAUACUGUUGAAGACUUUUGGGCUCUAUACAACCAUAUCCAGUUGUCUAGUAAUUUAAUGCCUGGCUGUGACUACUCCCUUUUUAAGGAUGGUAUUGAGCCUAUGUGGGAAGAUGAGAAAAACAAACGAGGAGGACGGUGGCUAAUUACAUUGAACAAGCAGCAGAGACGAAGUGACCUCGAUCGCUUUUGGCUAGAGACACUGCUGUGCCUUAUUGGAGAAUCUUUUGAUGACUACAGUGAUGAUGUGUGUGGAGCUGUUGUUAAUGUUAGAGCUAAAGGUGAUAAGAUAGCAAUAUGGACUACUGAAUGUGAAAACAGAGAUGCAGUCACACACAUAGGGAGGGUAUACAAGGAAAGGUUAGGACUUCCUCCGAAGAUAGUGAUUGGUUAUCAGUCCCACGCAGACACAGCUACAAAAAGCGGCUCCACCACUAAAAAUAGGUUUGUUGUUUAAGAAGACACCUUCUGAGUAUUCUCACAGGAGACUGCGUCACGCAAUCGAGACUGGGAGCUGAACCAAAGCCUCAUCCAAGCAGAGUGGACUGCACUGAAGUUGAUUCCAUCCAAGUGUUGCUAAGAUAUAAGAGAAGUCUCAUUCGCCUUUGUCUUGUACUUCUGUGUUCAUUCUCCUCUCCCACCCCCAGUUUUUGCUAGUGUGUCCACUAUCCCAAUCAAAGAAUUACAGUAUACGUCACCCCAGAAGCAGCAGAUGUGUUCCUGGCCCGCUCUGUAACAGCCGGUUAGAAUUACCAUGACACACACAUUUGCCUUUCCACAGUAUUUGAAAAAGAACUUGCAUUUCUAUUACCUUAGCAGGAAAAGAUCUGGUUUGUUCCACUCCACGCAGGAGCGGAUUUUGCUGGUGUGAGAGUCUGAGUACAGCUUUCUAGCAACCUUCUGUUUCCUUUCACAGCAUUGUCCUUGCUGUCCUCUUGCUGAUGGCUGCUAGAUUUUAAUUUAUUUGCUUCCCUCCUUGAUAACAUUAGUGAUUCUGAUUUCAGUUUUUCAUUUGUUUUGCUUUUGUUUUUUUCCUCAUGUAACAUUGGUGAAGGAUCCAGGAAUAUGACAGAAAGGUGGAAUAAACAUUAAAUUUGUGCAUUCUUUGGUAAUUUUUUUGUUUUUUGUAACUUCAAAGCUUUGCUACAAAUUUAUGCAUUUCAUUCAAAUCAGUGAUCUAUGUCUGUGUGAUCCCUAAACAUAAUUGUGGACUAUAAAAAUGUAACACCAUAAUUACAUUCCUAACUAGAAUUAGUAUGUCUGCUUUUGUAUCUUUAUGCUGUACUUGAACACUUUGUAUUACUUAGGUUAUUUUGCUUUGGUUACAAUGGCUCAAGUAGAAAAGCGGUCCCAUCCAUAUUAAGACAGUGUACAAAACUGUAAAUAAAAUGUGUACAGUGAAUUGUCUUUUAGACAACUAGAUUUGUCCUUUUAUUUCUCCAUCUCUAGAAGGAAUCUGUACCUCGUAUUGCAAGGCAGUCUCUUGUGUCUUCUUAGAGUGUCUUCCCAUGCACAACCUCAGUUUGGAGCACUAGUUUAUUAUGUUUAUUACAAUUUUUAAUAAAUUGAAUAGGUAGUAUCACAUAUGUAAUUAAACUGAUGUGGCUAUCUUUUUUAAUAAAGUUAAGGCACAGUUUUUCAGUCUUAGGUUAAAUAAUGUACUUUGAAUAUGUUAAAAUUCAUGAGAAUUGGGAUUUUGGUGUAUCACCAUUUGAUAGGAACAGUGGCUAUAAAUUGAUUGUUGAGUUUAAGACGUUUUUACUUAAAGGCCAGAAAAUUAGCAUAAGGAAAGUAUAGGACAACAUGCGUUAGGAACAUUAGUGUUACUAUCUGAAUAAACAAGUAUUAAGAACUAUUUAUAUUGGUCAAUUGUUGCAGUAUGGUUCUCUGUAAACUUGAAACCUUGAUCUAUUCUUUGUAUCAUUUAAAGCAAACAGGAAGACGUUUUGUCUGCAGUACAUAAUUGUAUAGUUCAGGUCCUGUGAAAUGAGGUGUGGCUGUUACAUCAGGGGCGAGCUGAACUGUGGGCAGCAGAGUGGAAAGCGCUGGCUGAGAGAAAAAUGCUCUUUAAGUGGUUGUUAUUAUGAAUUCAUCCUUUUCACACUGAUAACUUUAUAAAGAUCCUUAUAAAAUA